AUUACACUGAGUAGAAAGGAAGAAAUGAUGUCCAGAGACAUUGGGGACCUACCAGAAUUUUUAUAACACAGAGACACCCAGUAAGGGCAAAAAGUAGGGGAAAAUGGGUAACCCAAAGGAAUCACCAUAGGAAUCAGGCUUCUUAGAUGCCUUACUCUGUGUCUUCAGACAAUUCUGAGUUUGUAAACAGCAACUCCAUCUCUCCCUCUGUAGACAGAGAACAAGAGUUCAUUGCUAAUGUCACCUUCUACCUCUCUUCACACAGACCACACUGGUGAAGUGAAUGGCUAUGAAAAAUGACUCCUCAGUGAUUGAGUUUAUCCUUAUGGGAUUAACAGACCAACCUGAGCUCCAGCUGCCCCUGUUUUGUCUGUUGUUGGUGAACUAUGUGGUCACUGUCAUGGGGAAUUUGAGCUUAAUUAACCUGAUUUGUCUGAAUUCCCACCUUCACACCCCCUUGUAUUUUUUCCUCUUCAAUCUGUCUUUCAUUGACCUCUGCUAUUCAUUUGUCUUUACUCCCAAAAUGCUGAUGAGCUUUAUUUCAGAGAGGAAUAUAAUCUCCUUUACAGGAUGCAUGACUCAGCUAUUUUUCUACUGCUUCUUUGUCAGCUCUGAGUGCUAUGUGUUGACAGCCAUGGCCUAUGAUCGCUAUGUGGCUAUCUGCAAGCCCCUGCUGUACACAGUCACCAUGUCCCCUAAGUUCUGUUCCCUGUUGAUGUUUGGUUCAUAUAUGAUGGGGUUUGCUGAUGCCAUGGUACACACUGGGUUUAUAAUCACAUUGAUGUUUUGUGACUCCAACAUCAUCAACCAUUACAUGUGUGACAUCUUCCCCCUCCUCCAGCUCUCCUGCAGCAGCACCUAUGCCAAUGAGCUUGUGGUUUCCAUUAUUGUAGGCAUAGUUGUCACAGUAUCCGGCCUCAUUAUCUUUCUCUCUUAUGCUUUGAUUCUUUUCAAUAUCCUUCACAUGUCAUCAUCUAAGGGUUGGUCCAAAGCCUUCAGCACCUGUGGCUCCCACAUAAUAACUGUUGGUCUAUUCUACGGAUUUGGAAUGCUCACUCAUGUCAAACCAUCAUCUGCUGGAUUUGUGGAGCAGGGAAAAUUUUUCUCAGUGUUUUACACCAAUGUGGUGCCCAUGCUGAAUCCCCUCAUCUAUAGCCUCAGAAACAAGGAUGUCAAACUUGCUCUGAAGAAAACUGUGAAGAGAAUUACAAACUGAGCACAAGCAGAAGUGCCACCUUAGUGCCUGCCUCCAUUGCUGUGUCU
Molecule: messenger RNA, 1263 nt
Organism: Loxodonta africana (African savanna elephant)
Lineage: Eukaryota; Metazoa; Chordata; Mammalia; Proboscidea; Elephantidae
Product: olfactory receptor 143-like
Exons: 1
Coding region: 284-1216 (310 amino acids)
Biological process (GO): G protein-coupled receptor signaling pathway; sensory perception of smell
Cellular component (GO): membrane
Molecular function (GO): G protein-coupled receptor activity; olfactory receptor activity; odorant binding
Source: RefSeq, a predicted model, not a curated record